Striga hermonthica is the source of this 1116-nucleotide messenger RNA. The record is from the annotation of a GenBank genome assembly. NCBI's taxonomy places the organism in Eukaryota, Viridiplantae, Streptophyta, Magnoliopsida, Lamiales, Orobanchaceae.
AUGUGGAUAAUAGGAGGAGAUUUCAAUGACCUCACUUCCAACAAUGAUAAAUGUGGAGGAUCUUACAGAGAUGAGAGCAUUUUUCUUUCAUUCAGAUCAUUUAUCCAGUCUAUGAGAAUGGUUGAAGUCCCCUUCACAGGUUAUCCAUAUACCUGGAAUAACUGCAGGCAAGGAGAUAGCUUCAUUGAAGAAAGAUUAGACCGGUUCUUUUCAUCUCCAGAUUGGAGCCUUGCCUUUCCUCAAACCAGAGUCAAGCACAUCCCUCUGUUAUCAUCUGAUCACUCUUUGAUCCUUCUGUGCACAAAUGAAGAUACUUUCAAUACUAAGAAGAGAUUCUAUUUUGACUCAAGAUGGGUAAAGGCUGAAGGUUUCUCCUCCACUGUUGAAAAAGCUUGGAACAAGGAUCAUAGUCUUACAGAUGAUUUGUAUGACAUUCAGGAAAGAAUUAAAAAUGUCAGAAUUGCUCUUUUGAAGUGGAAAUUCACAUUAUUGCCUAAUUCCAAGAGAACUCUGGACUCUUUUAAAAUCAGACUGGAUGCACUCAAUCAGCAAGGGUCUUCUAAAGACUGGAAUGAGUGGAAUGAAACCAGACAUCUCCUUCACUUAGCUUAUGCCGAAGACGAGAUAUAUUGGGCUCAAAAAGCUAGAAUCAAUUGGCUUAAGGCAGGCGACAAGAACUCCAAAUAUUUCCAAGCGUCUGUCACCCAAAGGAGAAAGACUAACAGUUUAGAGGGUCUGAUAUCUUCUUCAGGAACCUGCUGCUCCUCACAGGAAGAAAUCCUCCAAGAAAUCCAUAAUCACUUUGGCCAAUUCUAUAAAUCCACUAUGCCAGUUCAUGAGUGGUACAGCCUGGAGGGAAUCACUCGCACUAUUACUGAAGAAAUGAAUUCUAAUCUUACUAGGACUGUUACAUUGGAGGAACUCAAACAAGCCUUGUGGGAAAUGCACCUUCUAAAAGCUCCGGGAAUCGAUGGUAUGUCUCCUUCCUUUUUCCAAGCUUCCUGGAAUACCAUCCACUCCUCUAUGUUCAAAGCUGUCCAAUCCUUCUUCUCCACAGGUGUUAUGCCCAACCCUGUCAACAAAACAACCAUCACUCUCAUUCCUAAAAACAACUAA